Pangasianodon hypophthalmus (striped catfish) is the source of this 2503-nucleotide messenger RNA. It is a transcript of the gene cdkn1ba, whose product is annotated as cyclin-dependent kinase inhibitor 1Ba. NCBI's taxonomy places the organism in Eukaryota, Metazoa, Chordata, Actinopteri, Siluriformes, Pangasiidae. Bases 548 to 1021 code for a protein of 157 amino acids. Gene Ontology annotation, biological process: regulation of cell cycle; negative regulation of cell population proliferation; G1/S transition of mitotic cell cycle. The record is from RefSeq and is a predicted model, not a curated record. Gene Ontology annotation, cellular component: cytoplasm; nucleus. The transcript has 3 exons. Gene Ontology annotation, molecular function: protein-folding chaperone binding; cyclin-dependent protein serine/threonine kinase inhibitor activity.
GCCCGAGAGGGAUGAAACUACAGUGUGCGGUGCACUCGUUUCUCUCUUUUCACUCCGUGCUCAUCCCUUCAGCUUCUCGUUCUCUUGCAGAAAAGGGCGGUCCCAUGCUGUUCAACCAAUCAAAGCUUCCUUGUGUUUAAAUAGCCCUCGCCAUUAGCUCUCUCUCCGCCUCAGUUGCUUUUGCUUGCAAGCGCCAUAUUGGUCGCUCGGAUGACUUGGUGUUUUUUUUCUUUAGGAAUUACUACGCGACAGGAGUAGACGGGAGUGACUUCUCCAGAGCUGCACACGUUCCUGCGAUCACUUGUUACUUCUGCAACACUGACUUGCAUUGCUUUGUUUUUUUAAAGCGGGUUUUUGUUUUUUUGUUUGUUUGGGUGUUUUUUUUGGGGGUUUUUUUUGGCAUGCAUGCUCUCAUGCUUGUUUGUCGUCUGAUCGGUUUUUAUUACGGGAAUAAUUCCGUGUUUGUGAUCUGACCUGUAAAUCACGACAGCAGCUACGUGUUUGUUUGUUUGUUUGUUUGUUUUCGUGCCGAGUUUCAUGUGGCAAAAUGUCGGACGUGCGUCUUUCUAAUGGAAGUCCGCCGCUGGAGCGCGUGGACGCGAGACCGGAGGGACACAGCAAGCCGUCGGUGUGCAGGAACCUGUUCGGAUCACCGGACCCGGGGGAAGUCAGGCGAGCGUAUCUGGACGAGCUGCGGGAGUCGGAAGUGGCGUACAGGGAGAAAUACAACUUCGACUUUGCGAAGGACACGCCGCUCGAGCCGGGCAGAUACGAGUGGGUGCCGGUGGACGCCAGAGACGCGCCCGAGGUUUACAGCAGGCCGCCGCGUGCAGCCAGACGGGUGGAUCUUAACGGGAGUCAGACGGACUGCCAAAAAGCGCACAGCGCGGCGAAGAAAAGACCUUCCCUGGAGGACGCGGAUUGUGCACGGCAGAGUAAAAGAGUGAACCAUGGCGAAGAAGCCAGCAGCAGUCAAGACAGAGCAGAGCAGACACCCAGAAAAUCAGAUCCCAGCACGUAAAACAACAGGACCUGCAGGCAAAGGGCUAAAUAGACUUUGUUAUUCUGUUUCCUGCAGAGAGAUGAAGAAUGUGCAUUUCUCCAUCAAAGAGCUUUAUGAAGUAAACAGGGACGACAGCAUACGAAAAAAAGAGCAUUUCCUUCUCUAAGGAUGUGCAAGGCAGUAGAAGCACUGAUUUUUUUUUUUUUUUUUUUUUACACUAAAGUUUUGGCACUCAAAGACAUUUGCCUCAAAAGCAGACGAUGUAGCAGUGUGCAAAUUAUGUUUCCUUUUUUUGCUUUUGUCUUUACUACCUAUGUAUAUAAUUAUAUGUAGCAUAUUAAAAUAUAACAUUAUGAUGAGAAAAAUCAUAUCGUGUGAAUGACUUGAAGAAUUGCUGUGCAGUUUUCAAAACAACCCCCAAUAAUCCUCCCAGAUUUAAAAAAAAAAAAAAAAAAAGUUUUAGUAACUUGUCAAUAUUGAUAUUGUCAGGGUUUAAAGCAUUACAAGUUGGAUCAAUUUAAAAAUAAUCACAAAGCACCGAGGUCUCCAUUAAAAGAACUCCCAUAGAAAAAAAAAGUCCCCAGUUGAAAGAGAGCUGGUGUCCAUCCAUCUGAGACACCAGGACAUUUUUUUUUUUUGGUAUUAUUGGUGAUACCGUAGAAGUGUGUAUGGUACUUAAUUAUGUGAAGUUUAUUUAAAAAUCUGCCAAAGUCGCAACACAUUCAGGCAGGGAUAUUCCUUUUUCUAGGGUGUGGUUUUAUGGUUUUGACAGUGUUUCACAGUAUUAUUAUAUCCCUGUGUUAUUCCACUAGUUUUUCCCCCCUAGAUUAUGUUCUGAAAUUUGCUAUGAAUGACAAAACCUACUGAGUAAAUAAUAUUUUUUUAAAAAAGGAAACUGAAAUUAACAGCAAAUUUUCUUCAGUCACAUUUUGUGUAUUAUUUUUCUUGCAUCGCUGUGUAGCAAAUUUUUUAGAUUAUAUUUUUUUAAAACACUGGUCCAUGUUUUUUUUUUUUUUUUUUUUUUUUUUUUUUUUAAAAGUAGUCCAUAAAUCCAGUCCUUUGCCAUCACACAUGGUAUUCAUGUUGAACAUGAUGUUCCACUGUCCCCCCCAAAAAACAUAAAACAUAAAAACUAGACGUUACACUGCAUGUGUACAAUUCUGAAGUGUACCUGUGUAUAUUGCUUUGUAAAAACACUGAGGAAAUUAUACUAACUUAUUUAUGUUAAGCUUUUUUGUUGUUGUUGUUGUUGUUUAUGACUAUCCAAAGUGGCAUUUGUGUGUGUGUGCGUGUGUGUAUGUGUGGUUUUUUUUUUUUUUUUUUUUUUUAAACUACCUUUUUUUUUCUUUUUUUUUUUUUUUUUUUACUGAAAAGUUUAUUUUCAAAUUUUGGAAAGAAUUUGUGCAAGGUUGCAAACUGAGCCUAUAUUAAAAUUUUGAUGUGGAUUUUGUAUUGCUUGUUUAAAGAGAUGAUUAAUAAAAAAAAAUGACAAACACUCUA